Closterium sp. Naga37s-1 is the source of this 2604-nucleotide messenger RNA. The record is from the annotation of a GenBank genome assembly. NCBI's taxonomy places the organism in Eukaryota, Viridiplantae, Streptophyta, Zygnematophyceae, Desmidiales, Closteriaceae.
AUGAUGAUCACGAGGGAUGAUGUCGGGAAUUCUUCGUCGUUCAACAGGCACCAGCUACCCACGCCGCCUGUUACCAUCAUGGGUCAUGCCACCAGUGAUGGCAAAGCUCCUCUACUCAACAUCAACCAGCCACCCACGCCACCACAUACCAUCACGAGUUGUGAUGGCGUGAAUGCGGCAUCAACUGUCAACAUACACCAGCCACCUACGUCGUGCAAUAACGAUGACGACAAACUUGCUGGAUGGAUGUCCCCCCACUGGAGUGAGCCUCUUGGAGAGACAGAAAGAGGUACGGAGGUUCCAGUUUCCGUGCGCAAUCUGCCAACGCACAUGCUCAUGCCUGUUGCUGGUUCUGACUUCGCUUCCUUGUCAAUCCCACCGAUAUCAGCAAGUCCAGCUCCUGGUUGGGUGGAAGGAGCAACAGCAGCAGUGCAAGGUGUGCCGACAGCUGCUCACACUCCUGCUUCUUCUGUACCCACAUUUGCUGCUACAGCCGCUGGCGCUCCUGCCGCUCCUUCAUCCACAAUUGCUGCUUCAAACACUUUCACUUCUGCUGCUACUGCAUUCACAUUUGCUGCUACAGCCACUGGCGUUCCUGCUGCUCCUGCAUCCACCAUUGCCGCUACAGCAGGUUCGUGGCAUGACUUUCUUUCCUUCGAAAAGUUUUGCUCAGUUCGUGUGAGAGAGCAGCAGCAAGUGUUGCAGCAGCAGCAGGAGCAGCAGCAGGAGCAGCAGCAGCAGCAGCAGCAGCAGCAGUGGCAGGCAGAACAGCAGCAGCCGCAGUGGCAGACAGAACAGCAGCAGCAGCAGCAGCAGCAGCAGCAGCAGCAGCAGCAGCAGCAGCAGCAGCAGCAGCAGCAGUGGCGGAAAGAGCAGCAGCAUUAUAUCGACUGCUCUGGGAGUGCGCUGAAACUGGAGGAAGGGCAGAAUGUUGGUGAAAGGGGUAAGGCUGUGGAACCAGUGCAGCAGCAGCCAAGGCAGACGCAGAGGCAAUGGGCGCAGCAGCAGCAGCAGCAGCAGCAGCAGCAGCAGCAGCAGCAGCAGCAGCAGCAGCAGCAGCAGCAGCAGCAGCAGCAGCAGCAGCAGCAGCAGCAGCAGCAGCAGCAGCAGAAGAAGCAGAAGCAGCAGCAGCAGCAGCAGCAGCAGCAGCAGCAGCAGCAGCAGCAGCAGCAGCAGCAGCAGCAGCAGCAGCAGCAGCAGAGGGAAUGGGAGCAGCAGCCUGGCUUCCUGCCGUCCCCUGCAUCUUUCAAGUAUUUUGGGCGCAGAGCUGGGCAGGGCGGUGGUGAAGGGAGUGGUGCAGUGGUUUCUGUGCAGCAGCAGGAGCAGCAGCAGCAGCAGCAGCAGCAGCAGCCGAGGCAGAUGCAGAUGGGACAGGCCCAACAGCCUGGCUUCCUGACGUCUCCUGAAAUAUUCAUGCCGUUCGGGAAUCGAUCUGGGGAGAAAACGGGCAGGGAGGAUGGGUCACGGGAAAACAUCGCCAGGGAGGAUUGGUCACAGAACCAAUUGGGCAGGGGAAAUGACAUGGGCGUGCAGGGGAGCAGGGGAAAAGGGAUGGAGGGGCAUAUGGGCAAGGGAAACGGGGUUGGUGCAGCAGCCAGGUUUGGUACAGCAGCCAGGUUCGGUACAGCAGACAGGUUUGGUGCAGCAGACAGGUUUGGUGCAGCAGACAGGUUUGGUGCAGCAGACAGGUUUGGUGCAGCAGACAGGUUUGGUGCAGCAGCAAGGCUUGGUGCAGCAGCCAGGUUUGGUGCAGCAGUCAGGUUUGGUACAGCAGCCAGGUUUGGUGCAGCAGCCAGGUUUGGCAGAAGCAGUGCAGAGCCGAGCCUGCAGAUGGGCAGGCCUGGGAUCAUGGACACGUCAGCAGAACAUCCUCCAGUGCAUGUGCACCGCACAUUCAUGGGGCAAGGAUCAUCCCCAGCAGCGCACAUGGAUGGUCAAGUGCAUGAGCCAGGCGUUCUGAGGGGUGCAAUGGGAUGCGCGAGCACAAGCAGAGGGGAACGAGGGAGUGGAAGAGGCGGUGGGAUGGGGAGUAGGGCAGGGAGUGGAGGAGUGGGUAGGAACAGGGUUCAGGAGGCAAGUACGAGUGUGUGCGGGAGUGAUGGCGAGAGUGGGGGUGAGAGGGGGAGUGAGAGGGAGCGUGAGAGGGGGAUUGAGAGGGGGAGUGAGAGGGGGAGUGGGAGCAGAAGCCGAGGCUCCAUUGGCGGCAGUAGCAGCAGCAGCAGCAACAGCAGCAGCAGCAGCCCAGCACUUGUAUGCAGUGUUCUUGAAGGUGCAGAUGUCGCUGCCACAGGUGUUGCAGCUACAGCUGGUACGGGCACAACACAUCCUCCUACUUUGCCUCCUCCUGCUACAGGCGCUGCAGCUGCUACAGCCGCUGCAGCUGCUGCAGCUGCUGGUACAUGCAACAAAGGAGCCAGUGGGACACACUUCAUACUACAAGUUUGCAGUGGACUAUCAGCAGUAGCAGCUCAACAGCCACCAGCUGUAGCAGCUACCGAUCCAUCGGCUGUAGCAGGGGAAGAGUCACCAGCUGUCCCUGUCUGCAGAUCCCUCUCACUUGUAUUCUCAAGCCUCGUUGGCAGAAUCGCCUCCACAUCAACCUAG